GUUAACGGCGCGAUUUUUCAAAAUGGUGGUGCGGAGGGAGAGAGGUUCCCGCCAGGCCCUGGAGCGGGGAAGGAGCGGCCUGGGGCACGGCGGCCGGAGGACGCGGCCAUAAUGGGGCGCCGGAGCCGCGCUUCGGAGAGGAAAUCAUAGAGCGGACGCGGGAGGAGCGACCGGCCGGCACCAUGGCGACCUGCAUCGGCGAGAAGAUAGAGGAUUUCAAGGUGGGGAACCUUCUGGGGAAGGGCUCCUUCGCUGGGGUCUAUAGAGCGAUAUCCCUAAAAACUGGCCUGGAAGUGGCCAUCAAAAUGAUAGACAAAAAGGCCAUGCACAAAGCUGGAAUGGUACAGAGAGUUCAAAAUGAGGUGAAGAUACAUUGUCAAUUAAAACAUCCUUCUAUACUUGAGCUUUAUAAUUAUUUUGAAGAUAGCAACUAUGUGUACCUGAUACUAGAGAUGUGUCACAAUGGAGAAAUGAGCAGAUAUCUAAAGAACAGAAUGAAGCCUUUCUCUGAGGAAGAAACACGACAUUUUAUGCAUCAGAUUAUCACAGGGAUGUUGUAUCUUCAUUCUCAUGGAAUAUUACAUCGGGACCUCACCCUUUCUAACCUUCUACUCACCAGUAAUAUGAACGUCAAGAUUGCUGAUUUUGGACUAGCAACGCAAUUGAAAAUGCCUCAUGAAAAGCAUUAUACAAUGUGUGGAACUCCAAAUUACAUUUCUCCAGAAAUAGCCACACGGAGUGCACAUGGACUUGAAUCUGAUGUGUGGUCUUUGGGGUGUAUGUUCUAUACUCUUCUUAUUGGGAAACCCCCUUUUGACACUGACACAGUCAAGAACACAUUGAAUAAAGUAGUAUUAGCAGAUUAUGAAAUGCCAGCUUUUUUGUCAGGGGAGGCUCAAGACCUUUUACACCGGUUACUUCGCAAAAACCCAGCAGAUCGUUUAAGUCUUUCAUCUGUGCUGGAUCAUCCUUUUAUGUCCAGAUAUAACUCAACACGAAGUAAAGAUUCAGGAACUGUGGAGGAUUCAAUGGACAGUGGAAAUGCCACAAUCUCUACAGCCUUUACUGGCUCCUCCAGUGUCAGUAUAAGUGGUUGCUUGAAGGAAAAGAAGAGGGUCUUGGUUGGUCAGCCACUCCCAAAUAAAAUGACUGUAUUUCCUAAAAAUAAGAAUUCAAGUGACAUUUCAUCUGUGGAUGGAAGCAGUUCUUAUAAUCGCUGGGGAAUUCAGGGAAAAGAAACUGGCAUAAGUGGUAGGGGAAGAACAAUGCAACUUACUGAAGAGAGGCCACAUUCACGUUAUCUUCGGAGGGCCCAUUCUUCUGAUAGGUCGGGAGCAUCUCGCAGUCAGACUCAAGGAAUAUCAAACACUGUGGAGAGAUGCCAUUCCAUAGAACUGCUUUCAACGACCAGAGUAGGAGUGAUGGAAAAUACAGAAAGAUUUUCACCUGUAAACAGCUAUGGUGAUAUUCCCCCUAUAUUUAAGGAUAAGACUUCCUGUAGUUCUGGUUCUUUUGAAAAGCACACAUCUCCACCUGUGAAAGACCAAACACACUCAAAUUAUCUCUGUCCAUUGAAGCCAGUAUUGGUUUUAUUAGAACAGAGUCAGACUGAAACAAUGCAGCAGUGGCUUGGAAGCAUACGGACAAAUGCUCAGCUGAGAGAGCCUCUGGAUCACAUCAGUACUGAUAACGCAAAUGGAGGUUUCCGAUACCAUCUAGGUGUGCAGCAAGAAACAUCAAGAAAUGCCUGGAAUGGCUUAAAAGAUAAAAAAAAUCCCAGUGCCCCCACUGACAUUGCACAUUCUAUAAAUCAGAUCAGUACAAAGAAAUAUACCUCUGGACUUCAAUGUAAAUCUGAGAAAGCUCAACCAGCAUCUGCAUUUGGUCUCUAUCCAACUUCAGAACAAGGAAAAGCCAGGGGCAAAGAACUAUUAGGACAUCAGAAACCUACACUGCGAAGUAUUGUGUCUCCUCUGAAUGCUCACAGGCUAAAAUCAAUCAGACAAAAAACAAAAAAUGCAGUGGUGAGUAUUUUAGAUGCAGGAGAAGUGUGUAUGGAGUUUCUAAAAGAACUCCAUUCCCAAGAGCUUGUGAAAGAAGUUCUCAGAAUAUCUUGUGAUGGAAGUGUGAUCACAGUUUAUCAUCCAAAUGAAGGAAGAGGCUUCCUUCUUGAUGAUGGACCUCCCUCUCCUCCUGAAGAUGUCGUUAUGUACAGCUUUGACAACUUGCCAGAAAAGUACUGGAAAAAGUACCAGUAUGCAGCCAAAUUUGUACAGUUGGUAAGAUCCAAAACACCAAAAGUUACCUUCUAUACAAGAUAUGCUAAGUGCAUGUUGAUGGAGAAUUCACCUAUUGCAGAUGCUGAAGUUUGUUUUUAUGACGGGGCAAAAAUACACAAGACAGCAGGUAUUACUCGAGUGAUAGAAAAAUCUGGGAAAUCCUACACUUUGAAAGAAGAAAGUGAAAGUGGCCUGAAGAAGGAAAUACAAAUAUAUAUGGAUCAUGCAAAUGAGGGACACCGUAUUUGUCUUGCAUUGGAAACUGCUGUUUUGGAAGAAGAAAAGAGAAGUGGAAGUGUUCCCUUUUUUCCAAUAAUUGUUGGAAGGAAGCCAGGCAACACUGAAUCUCCAAAGGCUUUGGCACCUCCCUCUAUUUCAGUGGAUGUAAACUGCACAGUGAGAGAUGCUACCUCAGUGGAUAGAAAUAUAGCUGUGAACUCUACUCCUUGUCAUGUUCCCAGCAUAAAUCCUUCUAUAUCCUAUGAAGGCUCUGCAUUCACAACUACCAUUCCUGAAACAACUUGCUCGUCCAAUCAGCAAAAGGAAUGUAGUCCAAAUUCAGCCCAGCUUUUAAAAUCUGUUUUUGUGAAAAAUGUUGGUUGGGCUUCUCAGUUGACUAGUGGAGCAGUGUGGGUUCAGUUCAAUGAUGGAUCCCAGUUGGUAGCACAAGCAGGUGUUUCUUCUAUCACUUACACAUCUCCAAAUGGCCAGACAACUAGGUAUGGAGAAAAUGAGAAAUUACCAGAAUACAUCAAAGAGAAGCUGCAUUGUCUGUCUUCAAUUCUUGUGAUGUUUACCAAUCCAUCUGGCCCCCACUGACUAACAUAAAGCAACUCUUUGGGCUUGAAGGUUUAAUAAAUAACUUGCUGGCAUUCAAGUAAAGUGACUGGUUUACUCAGUUUACCAGAAACUUUUACAGUUCAGAAUUCUACUCCGUGAUGUCUGCUAAACAGCAGGAAGGAAAGUGUUGCUGUUACAGCUAGCCAGUCAUGUAAUACUUUCCUCCGAUAGAGGACACACAGUUGUUCUACGAAACAGAUUCUGGGCAAUCUCUGAGACUAACUGAUUUUUCAGGUAAAGAAUUCCUGAACAAUCAAUUAGAAUUGUACAUAGUGUUUGUUUUCUCUGUGUGUGUAUGUGGUUUUUUUUUCUCCUCCCCACUGCUCAGUCAAUGCUGGCCAUCAAAGAAAAAGCAUUUGUGCUGUUGAAAUAUUUGUACCUGUAAAUAAGUUGUAUUUUAUGUGGCUUACAAGUAAUAUAUGUAAAAAUAUAUAUUGUUUUAUACUUGUUUUAUAUUUUUAUAGCAACAGUUUCUAAUGAAAUUUCCCUGCAAAAGCAUUUUAUAAAACAAAAAAUAAUAAAUGCAGUGGUAAUUGUCCAGAUGACUUGGUUCAUUUAACAAAACCAUUGCCUAGGGCAUUCUCAGAUGAUGGGGUGUGUGUGAGAGAGAGAGAGAGAAAAGGUACAACUUUAGCGGUACCAUUCUGAUACUGAAUGUUUUAUACCAAUAAAAUAAAAACCAUCAGGAUCUUAUUAAAGGGAAUAAGGUAAAAUGCCACAUUUAUUGUGAAUACAGAAAGAAUCAUCGUAAGCAGUUAUAGCUAUAACAUUCCAUUCAAUUUCAUAUUUAUUAACACAUUCAUACACACACAAAGGUUCUGCAAGGUUAUCAUAGUUACCAGCCUUAGAAUUGCUCGUGCCAAGCAACUGGCCAGGUGGCCUAGACAUGAGGAGGAAGCAGGGCCUUAUCAGAUGCUCAUCUGAUGCUCCUGGAAGUUGGUUUGCAGAAUCAGACCUCAAAGUUCUCAGUUUCUAGAGUCCAUUUUUAUAGGAAUUUAUUCCUAUGUCAGUCUAUGGGAAUUGCUUCAUCAUGCUGUUGCUGAAUCAAUCAGCAGAUGGCACAUUCCUGACAGCUCCGUAUUCUUCGGUUCUCCCAUUCUUGAGGCUGUUGAGUGGAUUCCAGUCUGCCCUCCGGGGGUCCUCUGGUUGUUUCCACUUGACACCUUCUUCGGCCGAUGGACACUGGAUUCUUAGGCUGGCACCUCCCUGAUCAUUCAUUUAUUAUCCACACCAAGCAUCCAUCCACAGACAUCCUCUCUCUCUAUUUUAAUCACAAUUGUUAAAGUGAGAUAAAUACAACAAAAGGGCGGGGAGUCUGUGUGUGAGUAGUUGUUGUUACAAAGUAUUGCUCUGAGAACAGACUCUGUCUUAGGAUGUACUAACACAAUUAGCAGCUUGCAAGUUUCACACAGAGAGGGAGAGAAACAGUAAAAAUGAGACCAAAAACCAAGAGACCUCUUAAUUAGUAAUUUAAACUAUGGGGAAUCAAACUCAUUUGUGAUUUUAAUACAUUUAAUCUUUAAUAUGAUCCAACAUAAUGUCCCUGGGCACAUCACCUCUGAUUGAAUCCAAGGGUGUAUAAGGACUAGAAAAAGUGCAGCAAAUUGUUGUCCAAAUGCCAGGCUUAUAAGGCCACCCUACUUCUAACUUGCAUGCUGAGAAGCUGAAAAAAAUUCAAGUUGCACCUACUUAUGAUCAUUAUGUCUACCUACUUUAUUUGGGUAUAGAUCACCUCUGCAUUUGGCCUAGUACUAUGCUGAAUUCUUCUCAGACUUACUAUGUGGGGAAAAAAAUCAGAAAUUCUGUUAAGUACUAUGCCAGUUACUUUUUACAUUGUAAAUGCUGUUGUAGUUCAAAGUAUAGCUACAUGUAGUUUUUUUCAUAAUUAAGACAAAAUUUCAAGAAUUUUUAUCAUGUACUGGGAAGCGUGGUCUAAGAAUCAGCUAUGUAAGUGGUGUCAACCAAAGAGCUCAAGUUUCUCUGUUUAAUUUAUUUUAAAUCUGAACAUACUUCUGGAGUGUCAUUUUAAUUCUAGCUAGCUUCUUAGGCAAAAUGAAUUAGUACAGAUAAGCAAAAAAUACAGCAACACACUAUUUUUAAUAGAGGUCAAAGAUCCUUAAAACUGGAAAAAGUAUAAACACUCAAAUAUUACAUGUUCUAGAGCAGGAAGAACCUACUUGUCAAACUUUCUGCAUUGUAACUAGAAAAUGCAGAAUGUCUAAAAGUGAAGUCUUUCUAAAGCAGGUAAUAUCUCAAAUUAUAAUAAUAAAGCUGUUAGAAGAAUGUCUUAAACUUAAAUUAGCUAUUGCCACUGUGGAAAAGUAUAGCUUUAUUGAUAUGUCAGAUCAGUGUCAGGAUAAGGAAGGAUUAUUGUUGGUUGUGGAAUUUGUAAUUAACUGAAUUAGUUACACUAUUCAUUCAACUGGUGGAAGGUGCCACUGGCCUAAUAUAUUAACCUCCUCUCCAUCAAAACUGAGCUUGCUCAUGGUUGGUUCAUACCCUGGAACUAGCAACAAGCAGUUGUGGAGCAGAACAAAAUGGAGAAAGCUGGCAGGACUACAUCUGCCUUGACUGUGUUGUAUUGCUAGGCUUGUAUAUACCCCCAGUCAGUCACAUGUUCACCUGAAAGUGUAUGUUUUUGGGGGGGGGGGUUAGAAGCCUCAAACUUUCAUAUCUAAACAGUGAAAGUGUGGUUGGCCAGUCUUGGAAGGACUUGGACCAGGAGGGUGGGGGGUCCUAAAAGAGUGGCAAUCUGAAAUUUGUCCCAAUAUUAAUAAAAACAAACAUUUUUCAACUUUCAUUUAAGAUAGCCAGUAUGCACAUGCAUUACUUGAAAACUUGUUUGUGAAAUAUUCCAAUUUUGUGGGUUAUUCAGUAAGAUGUCUAUCUUCAAGUGCUUAUGUAGUUUACAAGUACAAUUCCCAUUUUGUGUAGUCAUUCCACCCA
Messenger RNA from Chelonia mydas (Green sea turtle), 6065 nucleotides. It is a transcript of the gene PLK4, whose product is annotated as polo like kinase 4. The record is from RefSeq and is a predicted model, not a curated record. NCBI's taxonomy places the organism in Eukaryota, Metazoa, Chordata, Testudines, Cheloniidae. Gene Ontology annotation, biological process: protein phosphorylation. Gene Ontology annotation, molecular function: protein binding; protein kinase activity; ATP binding.